Messenger RNA from Achroia grisella, 1427 nucleotides. RefSeq names its product spondin-1-like. The record is from RefSeq and is a predicted model, not a curated record. Lineage: Eukaryota; Metazoa; Arthropoda; Insecta; Lepidoptera; Pyralidae. The coding region runs from base 144 to 1415 and encodes 423 amino acids. The transcript is spliced from 7 exons.
CUCCUCAGAGCAGUUGCACGCACGCGGAAACUAAACGGCUAAAUUACAACAAAAUAAAUUCAAGUUAUGCGUUCUUAAUUCAAAAGUUUAAUAAUUUCUAACUAUUUUUCAAUUGACAUCACUUUUUAAAACGUCCGUUCGCGAUGGAGAUUCGAUUUCAAAUGGCCGCCAUCUUGUUUUUGUCUAUAACAUCAAUAGUUUUUGUUUACGGAUGUGAUAUCGAUGAUGUGGCAAUAUAUAGAGUAAAAGUGAAUUUUCUAUGGAGUGAAGAGAGAUUUCCGAAGGACUACCCGAUGAAUCGUCCUAAAGCACAAUGGUCACCUAUUUUUGGCCAAUCACACAACAACUCCUAUACACUUUACCGGUUGAAAGAAGUGGCCAGAACUUCAAUCCGCAACUUUGCUCAGUACAGCAAUAUAGAUGACCUGGUGAAAGAAGGUGAAGAUGAACCGAAGGUUUACGACCAGUUUUCAGCACCAGCUAUCGGUUUUGGUGUCGGUGAGACCAGUAACGUUGUGCUAGUUGAUGGAGCUCAUAGUUUUGUAUCCUUAAUCAGUCGUAUAAUACCUUCACCGGAUUGGUUUAUCGGUGUCGACAGUAUGGACAUGUGCGUGGAUUCCACUUGGAUAGAAGAAAUCACACUAGACCUAUAUCCUCUAGAUGCAGGUGCAGCAAGCGGGCUUACAUUCACAGCUCCCCGAUGGGAGACAUCACCUCCAGAACCUGUAACAAAGCAUGAACCUAGAACACCAAAUCAUCCAGCAGCUGGCUUUUACUAUCCUGAACUUAAAGAACUGCCAGCUAUUGCUAAAGUGGAAUUUAUAAAGAUAAACGAGUAUUCUACAAAGGAACUGAACGAACUGCUCAGAAAAGAUUUAUUGGCAAAACUAAAACAGAAAGACGAUUACAAAGGAUAUCCUAAAAGCAAACUUAUAAAUACUAAGAUUGAUAAGGAAGAAGUGACGACUAAGAGUCAAAUGGAUGUACUUACGGACCUAGAAGAGGAACCUUUGGGUACUCCGAGACCUAACUUGGCUCAAAAUUUCGUUAUUAUUGUGAAGGAAGAUCCGAAAGAAAUCUCAGAGGACGAAUUCGGUGAUGAUCUUCAGAACAUGGAUGAUGUAGUGAAAGCUGUGGCUCACGGCCGCAAGCUGGGCUUGAAGAAACAUCUCCCAAGGCAUUUCAGAUCACGACUGAAUCAUGCUAUCAAUAGGAUUCAGCCUAACGACUGCUUAGUGUCGGACUGGAGUGAUUGGACACCGUGCUCGGUCACCUGCGGUUUCGGUGACAAGUUUCGGUCUAGAACCGUUCUGAGGAAUAAGACAGAAAACGGGCGAGAAUGUCCAUUAUUGGAGGAGAGGACACAUUGCGGUAAUAUCAACUCUUGUGUUAAAAUUGAUUAUUUUGAUUGGUAAAGUUUGUAAAAU